GUGUCUGGAGUGCAGGAAUCUGUCGGUAACAUUUGUGUUUAGCGGUGGUUUUCUAGUUUAGAAAAUGGACACGUUAAAUAAACUGAAACAGUUUGACGCUUAUCCCAAAACUCUGGAGGAUUUCCGUGUGAAGACGUGGGGAGGAGCGACCGUGACGAUCAUCAGCGGUGUCAUCAUGUUAAUCCUGUUCGUCUCUGAGCUGCAGUACUAUCUCACAAAAGAGGUUCAUCCUGAGCUGUACGUCGACACGUCGCGAGGAGACAAGCUGAAAAUCAACAUCGACGUCAUUUUCCCUCACAUGCCCUGCGCCUAUCUCAGUAUAGAUGCGAUGGAUGUGGCUGGUGAGCAGCAGCUGGACGUUGAACACAAUCUGUUCAAACAGCGGCUGGACAAAGACCUCAAACCUGUCACCCUCGAGGCAGACAAACACGAACUUGGUGUAGCUGACGAUGGUGAAGUGUUUGACCCCAGCACACUGGACCCAAACAGAUGUGAGAGCUGCUACGGAGCUGAGACUGAAGACCUCAAAUGCUGUAACACCUGCGACGAUGUGCGGGAGGCGUACCGGCGGCGAGGCUGGGCGUUCAAGAGCGCCGACACCAUCGAGCAGUGUAAGAGGGAGGGCUUCACACAGAAGAUGCAGGAGCAGAAGAACGAAGGCUGCCAGGUUUACGGCUUCCUGGAGGUCAACAAGGUGGCAGGAAAUUUCCAUUUUGCUCCAGGAAAAAGUUUCCAGCAGUCUCAUGUCCACGUGCACGCUGUGGAAAUACACGACCUGCAGAGUUUCGGCUUAGACAACAUAAACAUGACCCAUCUGAUAAAACACCUGUCGUUCGGUAAAGAUUACCCCGGCAUCGUUAACCCUCUGGACGACACCAACGUCACAGCACCACAAGCAUCAAUGAUGUACCAGUAUUUCGUGAAAAUUGUUCCAACCAUCUAUGUGAAAACUGAUGGCGAGGUGUUAAAAACAAACCAGUUCUCAGUCACCAGGCAUGAGAAAGUGGCCAACGGGCUCGUGGGGGACCAGGGGCUGCCGGGCGUGUUCGUUUUAUAUGAGCUGUCACCAAUGAUGGUUAAAUUCACAGAGAAACACAGAUCAUUCACACACUUCUUAACAGGAGUUUGUGCCAUUAUUGGAGGAGUAUUCACAGUGGCCGGUCUGAUCGACUCGCUCAUCUACCACUCAGCUCGGGUCAUCCAGAAGAAGAUAGAGCUGGGCAAGGCGUCCUAACAGCGCCCCCCGCUGGCCUCCAACGGUACGACGCAGACCAAGACACGGACACGGAGACGGAAAGAAGAGGGACAGACAGACAGACAGACAGAGGGAGAAGUUUGAAGCAAGUAGUUUGUUUUCCUUCAGUCUUUCUGUCAGACUGAGCGAGACAGAGAGGUUUUAAAUCAACCACAUUUUUAAUUCCUCUGUCUCUUUUUGAUGUGGAAAAACGCUGGAGAGGAACCGGAGAGGAAACGUUAAAUUCAAUGCCAACAGGAGCCAGAAUCAGAUUUUUUGAUUUUGAGAUCGAGCAGAGAAGAGGACGCCUCGUCGAGUCGGACCCAGCCUCCGGAAGCUUCUUCGUGGAGAACGGGAAUUCCUUCCCUCCCUCCAGUUUACGUCCUGCUUCAGCGCCGCUCAUCGUUCGCCGCACUGAGCGUUCCUCAGAGCAUCUGCGGUCGAGCCUUUGUUCCAGAGGGGUGAGGGUGAGGGGGCGCGGAGGCUUUUUAAAGGAAUACGUCGCCCAAAAUCUGUAAUUUUCUUAUCAUGUACUCACCCCAUGCUUGAUGAACUCACGUUUCUGUAAGCAGAAUCACAGAAAGCCUGAUUGGACUUGGAUUUAUCAAGAUCACAAAAUGAUUGUUUAGUUUGAAGGUUUUUAGGAUAAAUCGGGUGAGAUUUUAUACUUUUCUUAUUGUCAGUAAAGCCGAUGGAAAACACAAAACCAACAACGGACUGAUCCGCUAACAAGUGUCGUCUGUGUGUCCAAAGCCUGAUAGAUCUUCUUCCUCUGUGCCAUAGAGCUUCAUUAUUGUCGAGUAAAACACGUGAAUGAGCCACACUGAAGCGCUGGCUGACACGUUCCUUCACUGCCGUGAACACACACAACAACCUGCUGCUGGAAAAACUCUCCAGAGCACAAAACGUGUGUUAAUCCGCUGCUGAAAAUAGUCCCCAAUAAAUGAACCAUUUCCUCCUGUUUAAUGUUUGAUUAAAACUCCAGUGGCCAUCAGUUUUAGAAAAGCAUCCUGAGUGGGCUCGGAGCAGCAGCAUGUUGUUGGUUUUGGUCUUUUCGUGGGAUGUGUGGCAAUAAGAAAAGCACAGAAUAUCGCCUGCCUUCUCCUUUCAGCUCUCUCCGCACACACUCUUUAGGUCUGGUUUUCAGUCAGGUCAGGGAUUUGGUGUUUAAAUCCAGUAAAUAAAAUCAGAUAGAGAGGGGAUGUUCAAAGCCAAGCUGGUCCUCCGUCCUCUAUGAAUGUGAGGAAGGAUUCAUGAGGCCUCAGGUUGUGAGGAGUUGAUAUGAAAAACCUUGUGGGUGAUGUGUUCCCUUGGAGACUUGCAGUACAAAAGAUACUUGAAACACGCUGAUUUGACACUACACAGGCAGACGUGUGUCCUGGCUUGAUUUAAAGCCACUGUGUGUGGGAUUUUGUAGUUUUCUCAAAAAAUAAACAUGAAAAAAGGCGGAGUUUGGCGCAGCCUGUGUUGCUUUCAGCGUUAUCAACACAAACCCACUCAAAUCCGACACAUAGUGGCUUUAAAGAAAUGAGAUUUUAAGGCAGAAUAAGCAACAAAUCACAUGUUGAGAGUAAAGGAAGGCCUGCUGCAUGAAUGGAGCCAGACAUGUCAGAGGCGAGAUUCCUUCAGCGUUCAAGUGGCAGUUGAAGCAAAACCGACGAGCCGCAGCCAGAAUUUGCAGCGCGCGGCUCAGUUUCUUUUGUUGGAAUAUGAAGAUGAACCACUGUAGCUUCCUGUGAUUCCCUGACACAGCUUCCACCCUGCGCUCCGCCUUUCUUCCUCCUCCUCCGCAUCCAUCCUCACUUUCCCGACGCUUGAUGUUUUCAGCUGAUCGCCCGUUGACUGAUCGCGAUCUUGCAGCGAUUUGGAAAUCCCUUCAUAUGAUUUUACCUCUUUUUUUUGUUGUUAUGUAUGAAGGAGUGUAAAUACUGUACAGACACAUCCACCACUGCCUCGGAGGAAGGAGGGAAAUGGUAGAGCACCACAUGAGUCCCUGCAGAUCGAGUGUCCUCUGCACUGUGUCAGAUUAAGUGUUUUUUUUUAAUAUAGGGGAAAGGGCUGCUUCUGUUCUGCUUGUUUCUUUCUUUAGCUCUGUGGGAUAAUAGA
This is a messenger RNA of Chelmon rostratus (copperband butterflyfish), 3340 nucleotides long. RefSeq names its product ERGIC and golgi 3 (gene ergic3). Lineage: Eukaryota; Metazoa; Chordata; Actinopteri; Chaetodontiformes; Chaetodontidae. Gene Ontology annotation, cellular component: endoplasmic reticulum; COPII-coated ER to Golgi transport vesicle; Golgi membrane. The transcript has 14 exons. The record is from RefSeq and is a predicted model, not a curated record. Gene Ontology annotation, biological process: endoplasmic reticulum to Golgi vesicle-mediated transport; retrograde vesicle-mediated transport, Golgi to endoplasmic reticulum. The coding region runs from base 65 to 1234 and encodes 389 amino acids.